Benincasa hispida (wax gourd) is the source of this 522-nucleotide messenger RNA. RefSeq names its product zinc finger protein 6-like. Gene Ontology annotation, cellular component: nucleus. Gene Ontology annotation, biological process: gibberellic acid mediated signaling pathway; cytokinin-activated signaling pathway; trichome differentiation. Lineage: Eukaryota; Viridiplantae; Streptophyta; Magnoliopsida; Cucurbitales; Cucurbitaceae. Gene Ontology annotation, molecular function: transcription cis-regulatory region binding; DNA-binding transcription factor activity. The record is from RefSeq and is a predicted model, not a curated record.
AUGUCCAAUCAAAGCCCCUCUUCCUCCAUUCUGAAGCUUUUCGGCUUCCCAUUGGUCGAACACGACGACAAUCCGCCGGAGACACCCAACGCCGCCGGCAUUGACACCAACUUCGACGACGACGACAGAAAGUUUCGCUGCCAAUUUUGCCGCCGAGUUUUCGCCAACUCGCAAGCCCUCGGCGGCCACCAAAAUGCCCACAAGAGAGAGCGUCAAAGAGCCAAACGCGCCCUUUAUUUCCAUGCCGCCGCACUCAGACCGCCGUCGCUUUACUCCGGCGUUUUCCCGACCAACAUUGGUGGUGCCGGUGCUGGUGGUUCUAGAAUUCUGCCUAGGAACGGUAACGGCUACUUUGCAGCGGCUGCGGCGGCGUACGGCGGCGUAUCAGCGUCAUCAGGGCGGUGGAUGUUUGGGAAUUCGGGCGAAGAGAAAAUGGAAAAUUCAGGGUGUAAAUUGGGAGGUGAAAAGGGAUUAUGUGUUGAUCUUCAUCUUAAACUUUCUCCAUCUAAUUCAUCUAAUUAA